CCUGGCUGGCCGAUUGUGCUCAUGUUGCUUCUCAUACCCUUGUGACCUAGAAUGACAAGAUCAGGCUUAUCCCUCACCCGAAGAAACAAGUGAUUAGCCUAUCAUGAGUGGUAUAGGCGGUAUCAACAUUCCGUCGUCGACGGUGGUCGCCAUUGGCGGAGGAUUCGUCUGUUUGGCCUUCUUCAUCAUCACCGGCUUGUUCCUGCUUCGAGCGACCAAGAUGGCUGCGGAAGGUCGUCGGCGAAGAGCAGCAGGAGAGAACAUCACAUUCAGGGAGAUUUGGAGGAGAGAUGGAGGGAUGUUAGGCUUCGUGACGGGUUUAGGGGCCGAUAGUGCACUGGUCGGAGCGGGUGGCAGGCGAGAUUUGAGUUCAUCAAGGGCGAGGGAAGAAAUACGGAUGUGGGCGUACUGGAAGAACCAGGGAGAGUUGAUGAAGAGACUACCGAAAUUAUGGGAGAUCGGAGUGGAGGAAAGCGGUUCGAUGGUUGGGCAGGAUGAAUUGUCGAUCAAGGAUUGUCAGCCCCUUGGAGUCAUACCAUCACAGCCGCCAGACGACCUGGAUGACGAAUGUGCUGAUUAUUCUCGAUUGGACCCAACGCUAUCUUUGUCAGUUUUGAUUAUCUUGCCGGCGCAACAGGAAACGCACAGGAAACCUUCUGACGAAUGGUUGGACUUGCCAGAAAUGAUGAUCGGAACGACACGCUUGGUACCAUAUGUGGUCGCUGGUCAAGCGACCGAGAGCAAUCAGCCACCUGGGAUGAUGGAAUCUUCGCUCAAGGAGGAAAAGGAAGCACUCGAGGAUUAUGCAGUGCCUGAACUCUCUGAUCAUGCAGCCGGUGGCGGGAGCAGCAGCGAGCACAGGGCGGGCUGGAGGAAGAAAGGGAAACGAUGGGCUAUCGAGGGGAUCAAUGACGUUUCGAUAACAUCGGACGAAUGAGCAGUGUGGGUCUGGGCUGCGUGCGUCGCCCAAUAAUUAUGGAUAUGACGAUCAUUGUAGCGACUAUCUUUACAUGUAUGGGGUCUUGUCUGGUCAUAACACACGUUUUGAUGUGUUGC
Messenger RNA from Kockovaella imperatae, 1056 nucleotides. RefSeq lists its product as hypothetical. The record is from RefSeq and is a predicted model, not a curated record. The transcript is spliced from 2 exons. Lineage: Eukaryota; Fungi; Basidiomycota; Tremellomycetes; Tremellales; Cuniculitremaceae. Bases 104 to 937 code for a protein of 277 amino acids.